Messenger RNA from Manis pentadactyla (Chinese pangolin), 3303 nucleotides. It is a transcript of the gene GPM6A, whose product is annotated as glycoprotein M6A. The transcript is spliced from 7 exons. NCBI's taxonomy places the organism in Eukaryota, Metazoa, Chordata, Mammalia, Pholidota, Manidae. The record is from RefSeq and is a predicted model, not a curated record. Gene Ontology annotation, biological process: neuron projection development. Gene Ontology annotation, cellular component: plasma membrane; axonal growth cone; filopodium. The coding region runs from base 537 to 1373 and encodes 278 amino acids.
AGCAACCACAGCAGCAUAAAGAGCUGACGGCGAUCUGGGCUUUCCCACUCUGGUGGCAAAGGGGGGAUUGUGGGUUGGUGGUCGGCUUCAUGUUAGGAGGACACCCCUCCAUCUGUUCACAGCUCAGCCUGUUUCCAAUUUAAAGCCCAGAUUUCAGUGCGAACCUCAAUUUCUUUUCCCCAUUUUAAAUGCAAAGCAAGACUCGCGAAUCGUAGAGUCUGCUUACUGGGAUUCAGACCAAAUUUCCCCCAAAAUUCUCAGGCUGUUUGCUUGAAUACCUGCUUACAGUGGUACACAAUGGGCAGCUUUGAGAAGAAAAAUUGAUAAUCUUCACGGAAGAGUAAUUUGAAUGAAAUUACACUUGACAGCCUGUCUCCAAGCAAACAAGAGGCACGAGGGAGCCUUAGCUAAGCUCUGAGGACUUGCUCCAGCCACUGCUGUGGGAGCUUCCCAGGGAAAAAAAUCAGCAGUUUUUCCAACAUCUAAUUGAGCUUUUGAUUAAUUCCUGUGCCAAAUUCUACUGAAGAAAGGUAGCCAUGGAAGAGAAUAUGGAAGAGGGGCAGACACAAAAAGGGUGUUUCGAGUGCUGUAUCAAAUGCUUGGGGGGCAUUCCCUACGCCUCCCUGAUUGCCACAAUCCUGCUCUACGCCGGGGUUGCCCUGUUCUGCGGCUGUGGCCAUGAAGCGCUUUCUGGGACUGUCAACAUUCUGCAAACCUACUUCGAGAUGGCCAGGGCCACGGGAGACACGCUGGACGUCUUCACCAUGAUUGACAUUUUUAAGUACGUGAUCUACGGCAUCGCAGCUGCGUUCUUUGUAUAUGGCAUUUUGCUGAUGGUGGAAGGUUUCUUCACAACUGGUGCCAUCAAAGAUCUGUAUGGGGAUUUCAAAAUCACCACUUGCGGCAGAUGUGUGAGCGCCUGGUUUAUCAUGCUGACGUACCUGUUCAUGCUGGCCUGGCUGGGAGUGACGGCGUUCACCUCCCUGCCAGUUUACAUGUACUUCAACCUGUGGACCAUCUGCCGAAACACCACCUUGGUGGAGGGGGCGAAUCUCUGCUUGGACCUUCGUCAGUUUGGGAUUGUGACAAUUGGAGAGGAAAAGAAAAUUUGCACCGUUUCUGAGAAUUUCUUGAGGAUGUGUGAAUCCACUGAGCUGAACAUGACCUUCCACUUGUUUAUUGUGGCGCUUGCUGGAGCGGGGGCAGCAGUUAUUGCUAUGGUCCACUACCUUAUGGUUCUGUCUGCCAACUGGGCUUACGUCAAAGACGCCUGCCGGAUGCAGAAGUACGAGGACAUCAAGUCCAAGGAAGAGCAGGAGCUUCACGACAUCCACUCCACCCGCUCCAAAGAGCGGCUCAACGCCUACACAUAAACAGAGCCUCCCGCCCUUCCUACCACUCAGAUGCAUUGGUGUUUAACUAAGGGCCAUCCAACCAUCCCACCUUUUGAAAAAUGAAGUGAAAGUGCUUCUCAUCAAUGAGACGUAGGGUGACUUAGGAAUCACCUGAAUACAGUUCUUUGUUGUGGUAGCACUUCAUUUCCCAAUGUGUUAAAUUGGUGUAAUCAGAUCUCUUCUACAAGCUCCUAUCCAGCCUUUUCCUUUUUUUUAAAUUUCUCAAAACUCACGUAGUAAUUCUCUAAGAUCAAAGAUACUAACAUUGUUAAAUGCAGAGACUUAUUUGAUUUUUAACACUUCCCAUGUGUUAUACAUAACACCUUUUACAUUAUUUCUUAUGUUUCAAAGAGAAAAAUAGCUUUUUAUACUUUUUAGUUUUGAUUUUGGUAACUAGUUUAACUACAGGUAACCUUCAAAGGGACCAUUGUACAUUAGGAACAAUAGAGAUGAUACCACAGUGACUCUUCAAAUAGGGAAAUCUUGUCUGAAGAUCAGUGGCCACAUGACCAUAGGCCCUGGUUAAUGAUUUCAUCAAUCUAAGGUGCAAUUUCUAAAUUUGUAGUAGGUUUAAAAAAAAAAAAGUGCUUCUUAUCUUUGUUAACAUUGUAUUUCUUUCUUGUACUUAAAAGGUAUUUCUCUCUGAUUCCUCAUGUUUAUGUUGCGAGCAUGUAGAAACAGUGAUGCUAAUGCAUGGAUACCAGGCUUACCUUUUCAAGUUUAGUAUAGAGACAGUUUUAAUGGAAAUAACUACUCUGGACCAUUGGAGACUGAUCUCUUUGUGAUUUAAGCAGUGGCUGGAUUGGAACUUUUAAUAUGCUGAUGUGGACAUGAAUUACCUUUAUGAAGGUGAUAUAAUAAAAAUAAGCAUACUAACCCCUCAGAAGUUGUUUUACCUACUUUAAAACAUUUUAAUGAAUUGCACCUCUGUAAACUAUCCCUCAGAUGUGUAUGAUAUAUUUGAAAAGGCUUCCAUUAAUAUAAUAGCUUUGCUUGCAGCCUUCCAAUCCAUGUUGGUUUACCUGUAGUGUUUUUUAAAGUGUGGUCAGAAGCCACCCUAGAAUGUAUCUUUCCGGUGUGUAGUAAUAUACUUGUGUUUUUAUUUCAAGUAAGUCAUUUUAACCAAAUGUUUGUUCGUAUUCAUUUAUAAAAAGUACCUAUAUGAAAAGAAUAAAAAAAAAAAACAAUCAGUAUUAUUGGACCAAAUUUGGUGUUUGUUUUAACCUCAACUCUUCUUCUGAUUAUUUCUAAUGCUACAAGAAUGCUGUAAAGUGUCUUUUAAAAUGAUGUAGCCUGACAAGACAUUUUUGUCAGUGUAUAAAAGCUCGGUAGUAGUGUGCACUGAUUUGACCAUUGUGAAAUCUUUUCUCAGUGUAAGUGCAUUUCUAAUAAAAUUUAUUGAGUGAAUCAAGCUUUGUACGACGUACUAGUCAUGCAUCAUCCAUAAUUUUACAAGUUCUUGUAGUAGCUAAGGGGGUAUUACUAGGGUAUCUGUGGCAUGAUUCUGCAUUCUGUAGUAUUAUUUACUUAAUUUGGGGUUCUGCUUUUUUAUUUUUACACUUAGAUCAUCUUACUGGUUCAACACUUUUCUGAUAUAUGCAGUAUUACAGAUAUUCAGCAAAAGUAUUAAUGGGCCUCUCUAAAUUCUAUAUUAUAGUGUUUCAGUUCUGUGUCUUAACAGUUUGUGACGAUUUUUAAAACUGUCUUUUACACUUAUGUACUGACGUUGAUGCUUGUGGCUUCCCUCCCCGGUACGCGAGUUUGUAUCUCCACGGGGUGCUUUGUAGCAGGCAUUACAAUUAAUCUGUUUUGUACAUACAUGUGCCAACAGCUUGACGGUGGCGUUUUUGAAAUGUAGAACCAAGUGCUUGCCAAAUGUAAUAAAUAACUUGUGUACUUUGUGGACUUA